Molecule: messenger RNA, 2201 nt
Organism: Vicia villosa (hairy vetch)
Lineage: Eukaryota; Viridiplantae; Streptophyta; Magnoliopsida; Fabales; Fabaceae
Product: F-box/kelch-repeat protein At3g23880-like
Exons: 1
Coding region: 956-2041 (361 amino acids)
Molecular function (GO): protein binding
Source: RefSeq, a predicted model, not a curated record
AUCAUGGCCAUAUAUGUAUUUGGAAGAAAAAUAAUGUUUGGUUCUCUACUUUAAGUGGCCUCUAUUAACUCUGGUUGUUGCCAUUUCUAUGUUUCAAACCAGGAAAAGAAAACUAAAUUCAAAUUAUUGAGCUACAUCCCAAAUAAACAACAAUUACAAGUUAAUGUCCUUUUCUCUACUCAUGAAGUUUGCUGAUAUUAUAUCAGCAAGAAUUACUUCCUGUGUAGAAACUGUGAUUGGCACAAUAAUUUCAUGACACAAGGCCAUCAAUUCAUUCUAUCCACUAUCCUACGCUACCUGCAUAAUUGAACCAACUUCAAAUUAAACUACACUUUUCAACCUCCAAUACACAGGCCUACUCUUAUCUUAUCACCACUGAGACUGAUUGCGUGAUACUUGUAUCAAAGCAUGCAUCAAAGACACUGAACCAACAAAUACAUUGUGUCUGAUGUUUUAUAUGUCAACAAUAUAAUUGUUGUAAAAUUCAUCCAAUACACAGGCCUACUGUAAUCACCACUUAGGAUAAAUGAUUUCUACUUGUCUUAGUUGUAGGUGGAAAUUAUUUCUACACGUCUUGUGAUUUUGUUUAUCACAGAGAAUGAACAUUGACUUCGAUACCAAAAUUAAGGCCACAUAUAUCAUUAGUUAUAAUUAUAUUAAUCUUAAUAAUAGAAGAAUCAUUAUAAUCUAUACUAUAACUUUAUUCAUAAAGAAUAAAAUAGUAAUUUUCUCAAUAAAAAAAAAGUCUUCAUCAUCAAAAUCAACAAUUGAGAAGUAAAUUAGUUAAUAGUCCAUAUGGAAAGAAAUAAAUUAUUAAGCCUGGAACGUGCUCGAGUCUAAACAUCUAAGCAUGAUAAAAAGAGAGUAAAAUAUAAUAAGACUACACCAAAAUACAUAUGCUCUAGCUAGAAUUUAGGAAGAUGUAUUAGUUGACCAAAACGACUUUGCUAAGGGUAUGGAGAAGAAGACCAUGUAUCUACCUCAUGAAUUGAUCCUCCAAAUCCUGUUGAGGUUGCCGGUAAAGUCUCUUAUUCGUUUCAAAUGCGUUUGUAAGUUAUGGUUUUCUCUUAUCUCUUAUGAUUCCCACUUUGCAAAUUCACAUUUUCAACUCACAACUGUAAUACACACUCGUAGAAUUCUGUUCAUAUCAACUUCAACUUCUCAAAUUCGAUCUAUAGAUUUUGAAGCAUCGCUUGAUGAUACUGCUUCACUCAACAUUAAUUUUAUGCUUCCCCAAUCUUAUUUAGAUCUUCAAAUUAAAGGUUCAUGUAGAGGCUUCUUAGUUUUGUGGUGUUCCUCAAACAUCUAUUUGUGGAAUCCAUCCACUGGAGUUCACAAGCAAAUACCUUUUCCUCCUUUUGGUUCCAAUUUAGAUGCAACUUAUUUCUAUGGUUUUGGGUAUGACCAGUCUACAGAUGAUUACUUGGUUGUUUCAAUGUCAGAUGAUUCAAAUUCAGCUAAUUUUUACUCACACUUGGAGUUUUUUUCAUUGAGAGCUAAUACAUGGAAAGAAAUUGAGUGUACUACAGGUACUCACUUCCCUUACAUGAAUGCAUGUGAUGAUCCAAGAGUAGGUUCCCUCUUCAAUGAUGCUAUUCAUUGGUUGGCUUUUCGUAAUGACAUACCAAUGAAUGUUAUUGUUGCCUUUCAUUUAUUGGAAAGAAAACUUUUCGAUAUUCAUUUGCCAGAUGAUUUUGAUCAUGAACCGACCGAUUGUGAGUUGUGGGUAUUUAGAGAAUUUCUCAGUCUACGGGCUAUGGAAGAUGAUAUAGUUGAGGUAUGGGUUAUGAAAGAAUACAAUGUGCAUUCGUCUUGGAUUAAAACUCUAGUUCUUCCUAUGGAUGGCAUUCCCAUUCACUACUUUUCCCCUAUAUACUCUUCAAAUGGUAAUAUUAUUGGAACAGACGGUGGUACUGGUUUAGUGAGGUACAAUGACAAAGGAAAAUUGCUAGAUCAUCAUUCAUACUGUAACGAUGCAUGUGGAUCUCAAUUUGCUAUGUACAUAGAAUCUCUGCUCUCACUCGACAAUGAGCAAGAUUAAGAAAAUGACACAAACAAUAAGAAUGAAGUACUUAUGUAUUCGUCGGCCUUCACCAUUUUAUUAUAUUUAUGAUUAUAAUGUAUUAUGAAAUAGUCUCUGCAUCAUGAAAUAUUGCUUGGUUUAUUUUUUGUAAUAUGUUUAUUGAAAGUGUUAUUUGUUU